This is a messenger RNA of Osmia lignaria (orchard mason bee), 4432 nucleotides long. NCBI's taxonomy places the organism in Eukaryota, Metazoa, Arthropoda, Insecta, Hymenoptera, Megachilidae. The record is from RefSeq and is a predicted model, not a curated record.
UUGCAUACUGAAAUGAUUUUACUAUUCAAUGUAUUGUUUUGAUGCAUAAGAAAUAUACUGUGUAAGAUAAAAUACUAUAGCUUUUAGGUGAUCCACGGUAAAGGAAUCACGUUGCAGUGCGACCGCAUCCCUCGUGGGUGACGAUAUUAAUAGAAGCAAGCCAACAUUUGUAAUACAAUAGGCCAGGGGUGGACAGUUGUUUUGGCUCAGGUGCCACAAAUAGUGGCAGUUUUAUUCAAUUUAUUUAAAUACGAGACGAAUCUUCGGUUCAAGGCGGAUUUUUCUGACUGUCUUGGCAGGCCGCUAUUUGCCCACCCCUGCAAAGGCCAUUAAACGUCCCAAAUAGAACACCGUGAUCAUAUUAUGGAGGGCAAAUACAAAGCGAUGAACACGCGAGUGGAGGAUAAGUCCGGGGAGGAAUUGGUAAGCAUAAUCAGCGAGAACGUCGGCAGGAUGCUCAGAAGGAAGAUGGACGCGGUGACCUGCAUCCGUAUGUUGGCCGAGGAACAAGCGGAAAGCUGGGAGGACGAUGAGAAUGGCAACAUCACCUACGUAUCUGGAAAAUACAGUCCUGUGAUCAAUCAGAGUUCACCGAAACUUCCGGAGAACAUGGAGAAAAAUGUUGAUGUUUACAGAGAAAUGGAACUGACGCCGGACUCACAUUUCUACAACAUACCAGUGAACACAAGCUUCUCCUCCGUGCACAUACCAACGAACGUGUACGACCUAUCACCCGCCGUAGCCGAGGACAUCAAGAAGACCGAGAUUCUCGACAACAUCUUCCGGCAGAACUACGAGUCAGACCCAGCGUUAUCCUGGCAGUAUUUCGGCUCCGUCACAGGAAUGUUGAGACAGUAUCCUGCCAUGCAGUGGAGGACAAACCCUACGGAGAACAAUGAGGACGCAGAGGAGGAGGAAGAAGAUGAUGAUGACGAUGGAGAGGGUGAAGAAGGGGCUGACAUUUAUGAUUGCAGAGUACGCAGCUGGUUUAUAGAAGCAGCAACUUGUAGCAAGGAUAUGGUGAUCUUGAUGGACACCAGUGGUAGCAUGACUGGCAUGGGAAAAACUAUUGCCAGAACAACAGUGAACGCCAUUCUGGACACCCUAUCGAACAAUGAUUUCGUUACGGUUUUAAGUUACACAAACGAGACGUACGACAUGGUGCCCUGCUUCAAGGAUAUGUUGAUCCAGGCCACUCCGGAAAAUGUGGACACGUUCAAGAAAUCGUUAAUGGACGUUAAAACGGAGGGUCUUGCCAAUCUGACCGAAGCGUUCAACAGGGCGUUCGGUCUUCUGAAAAUUUAUAGAGAAACGCGAGGGUGCGACGCGGACACACCGUGUAAUCAAUUAAUCAUGCUCGUAACAGAUGGUGUUCCUGGAAAUCUAACCGAGGUUUUCAGAACAUGGAACUGGAAGGACAACGACACACACAUACCCGUAAGAGUGUUCACUUAUCUAUUGGGAAAAGAAGUGACUAAAGUGCGGGAAAUUCAAUGGAUGGCCUGCCUGAACCGUGGUUACUAUACCCACGUACAUACUCAAGAGGAAAUUCGGGAACAGGUGUUAAAAUAUAUUCCAGUAGUAGCGCGUCCUAUGGUUCUCCAGGACGACGUUCACCCUGUCGUUUGGACCCACGCUUAUACCGAUAUUACGAAUCCAGCACUCGCCACUUGGCUGUGGCUUGUGAUGAAGCACCAGGAGCAACGAUCCAGGCUUCAAAAGCAUCUGAAAGGGAAACGUCUUGGAGUGCGAGUAAAUGAGGACGAAAUCUACAUACAGCAGCUCCACAAGGACGAGGACGUUCGACAGGAUCCAUCUACGUUGAACACGACAGCCUGGCAGGAGUAUAGGCUUCUCACCUCGGUUAGCACACCCGUGUUCGAUCGUAAGGGGAAUCGCAACAACCGGACAAGGAUAGCGAAUUUACUAGGCGUGGCUGGCACGGAUGUGCCAAUUGAUGACAUACGAAAGCUCACGUUGCCGUACAAACUCGGCGUGAAUGGAUACGCCUUUAUCGUGUCCAACAACGGAUACGUGAUAUUGCAUCCGGACCUGAGGCCCGUCUACAGGGGUAGAUUGAAGCUGAAUUACAAUAGCAUCGACCUGACGGAGGUGGAGAUCCUGAACGAUGGUGGUGGACCAAGAAACCCCGGGGUAGAGGUGUUGGAACUCCGUGCCGCGCUGGUGGACCACAAGAGGGGCAGCAUGAAAGGGGUACCGGUGAAAUUGCAUUACGAUGACAACCGUCGUGUGACUCUGGAAAAACGUGACUACUUCUACGCCCCUCUGCCUGGAACGCCUUUCGGUCUUGCGGUCGCUAUACCAAACUAUGGCACAACUUGGAUCAAGGUAGGGGAUGAAAUUCGUAGGAACCAGAACAUGAACGUGAACAUCUCCGAAUUCUUCCUGGGCAGCAACUGGCGAGUUCACCCCGGUUGGGUCUACUGUCGCUUCCACUAUCUGGAGGGACACGAAUUCGACAACCCUGAGGAAGAAUUAAGAUACUUCUUAGAUCUGUUAAACAAACCUGGCUGGCGUUGGUCGGAGCAAUACGAGGCCUACUCCAUAACAGAAAAUGAAACCGAUUACGUGCCGAACUGUGGAAGGCAGACCUUAUCUCACGAGGACUAUUAUUGCAACAAAGAACUGAUGCAACUGUUGGUUUUCGACGCGAAAGCUACGAACGCCAGCUUCGACGACAACUUCGUAUUGGAUGAUCCAGGUGCACGAUACCUGGCCGAACUUUAUGGAAUAUUCCUGAGAUUCGUCGCCACUCAGAGCGGUUUGACUAGGUGGCACAAUUUGGAUACGAAUAAGUUGCCCGUUGACGACGAUGGAAUUGUAUUCGGUGAUCUCCAUAGGAGGGCCGUCAACGAGCCUUGGUACAAAGGUGCCAUUUUCCAGAAUAUCCAGGAUCCUAAUAGCAUCUCUCUAUCAGUUCCAUGGGAAGCAGGCUCCGAUGCCAUAGUAACUGUGUCGAUUGGAAUAUUCCCAAAAGAUGGUGGCAAAAAAGCUCCAGCAGCAGUGAUUGGUUUUCAAAUGCCUAUGACGGAUCUCUAUAACAGAUUCAUUGAGUUAACAUCAAAAGAGGGCAACUCGACCAUGAACUGCGCCCACUUAUGGAUAGAUUGCUACUUGCUCGAUCAAAACGGCUACGUGGUGAUAUCAGACGCACACAACGAUACCGGCCAAUUCAUGGGGACACAGGAGGGGGCAGUAAUGAAUUCUAUGGUUGGCCAGGGUCUCUAUAACCCGGUCGAGAUCUAUGAUUAUCAAGCUUGGUGCGAAGAACUUCGUAUCGAGGAUGCGGCGAACGUACUGACCGACCCGUUGAUGUACGUCUGGAAGCUGUUGGUCUGGUUUCUGCUGCGUCUGACGUGGUUCACGACCCAGUUCUUGAAUUUGCCAGCCACCCACGCCAAAGUUCACUUCGACGAGGACGCCCCGGAUCCUCCUCCCCCGCCCCGACUCUAUCUCUACCAUUAUCCUUGCGAUCAGAAGAGAAUUUUGUACAUGAUGAACAACACGAUCGCUGGUAUGGGGAUCACCGAUCAUCCGGAUUAUUGUUCGAGGCCGUUCUACGCGCGAAGGGUGCCGCACACUAAUUUAUUGCUCGUCGUCGUGGACGCGAUGUACCCAACUUGUUACAAGAGAUUAGAAGUAACACCCGUGAACAUAUCCCCGCUCGAGUAUACAAAUGGCACAGAAAGCGCGCCUUGCCAUAAAAUGCCGCUGAACGAUCUUAAGAGGAGGCGCCUGGAGGGCUGUUUCACCGAGCAUCCCUUGGAGUACGAGAUAGAGGAUUGCGGAGGAGCAUCGGGACUGACCGUUUCUUUGCUACUCGUCUCUACUAUUGUUGCUAGAAUUUUAUGUACCUUCGGGUAACCGAGAAAAGAAUACUCUUUAAAAUCAAUGUCGAAGAGAGAGAAGUUCUAGUCAUGUUAACAAUGCAUUUCUUAUAUCAUUAAACUAUGAACAUUUAUUCGGUAUAAAGUAUUUUUUAAAUAUAUAUAUUCUACUUUAGAUAAGACAAAUUGGAAAAGUAUAAUUAUUUUUUACGGUUUCUGAGAAGAAUUUGAAUGAAGCAAACGAUUAAACUGAAAUUGGUAGUUUCAAUAGGAAUAUGAAAUUUAUGACAACGAUCAUUGCAAUUUUUAUUCGGAUGAACUCCUUCUUUUUUUUGUGAACCAAAGACAUCCGAGAUCAAAUCGAUCGUGACUAAGGAGAGGAACCAUAAAGCCUGAAGAAAUAUCCUUCCACCCACGCGAGAUAGAAUUUUCUGGCGGCGUCGUGAGGUCUGUUGAUAGGGUGAGAGGAGCUUGCCCCAGAAACUACUUUGUUCCUCCCCUCGAUUAUUUGAAUUAUAUCUCUUCUGCUGGUCAAGUUGUAACAUUCUCGCUUUUAACUUUAAUAAAAUUUUAUCUUAAACUUA